AUUACCAUUCAUUAUAGCAGUUAUGUCAAUCUUUUAUGCACUCGUGGGAUUAACUUAGUGCUAGGGCAUUGAAUAUCGAACAAUACGUCAAUUUCAAUGAUUUUGGGUUUUUUUGAGACACCCUGUAGAAGCGAAAGUGAUUCAAUACCUAAACGCAAAGCAGUAUGGCUACUGCGUCAGAUCCUGCUCCUGUGAAGCAAUGGGAGAUGCUGUUAGAGUGCUCCAUUUGCAAUGAAACACUAACACAACCACGAACAUUGUCAUGCUUCCAUUCGUAUUGUAAACACUGUUUAGAGACUUUUGUUGCGACUCACCGCAAGAAAGCAGUCAAAACGAAAGCCAAAGUACCAGAGGUCUUUGAAUGUCCAUUAUGCAGAACCGAGUUUCACGUCAAAGAAGAUGAAAACGUCGAGAAAAUUCCGUCAAACCACUUUAUCAACAACAUGCUGGAAUUACUCACCCUUCAGCAACAAGCUCAACGUAUUAAAUGCCAGUCAUGUAAAGCCUGGCACCAGCAGAUGUGUAACGUGUGAGAAUUACCUGUGUGCAAAAUGUCUAGAAGCCCACAACAACUGGCCUGCCUUUGAAGACCAUGUUGUGUUAACGUUGGAAGAAUUGGCAAAGCCAGAAAACCGAGCGAAAGCAACAGGCAAACCUGGUUGUGAGAAACACGAUAAAGUUCUCAAGUUUUAUUGCGAAACAUGCAAAGUCCUUGUUUGUCGAUACUGCGCUGAUGUGAAUCACUUACGCCCUGAACAUACGUGGUUCCCUUUGGCAGACGUUGUUGUACAGCACAAGGAAGCGUUGAAGACUUCGUCCGCCAUCUUCGAGCAGCAAAGGAACGAAGCUGUUCAAAGCAAUCUGAAGAUAGAACACGCCAUGGUAACCCUGAAGAAUAACAAAGCGAAAGCCAAAGACGCCAUCAUGCAGCAACAACAGGAAAUCCUGAAUGCAUUUACCAAGAAACUCGAGGAGGAAGCGACGGUCUUGCUUGACCAGGUUGACAUGAAAUACAAGGAAGUUAACGAGCCCCUGGUGAAACAACAAGCCGACGUGAAAGCUUACUUGGCAAAAACGAACAGCUCGCUGGAUUUUGCCAAGAAUAUCAUUUCCAAUGGAAGCGACGAGGAAAUCCUCUCCCUCAAACACCAGGUAGAAGAAAAAGCUGGGAAUAUUGAGAAAGAACGACCAGAAUUAAUGGAGCCAGUUCACAACGGGGCCAUUGGAUAUCAAGCAAAAGCAAGCAACAAUGUCCUCGAGAAUGUAAAGCUGAAUGAUUUAGGAAAUGUACUAAUGUAUAGAUAUUGACCCAUUGUAUUUUACGCCGAUUAUAAUUACAAGAGCAACCGAUUUUAUUAACAAUCACUGUAUUUUAAACCCUAAAUUUAUCGAUGUUAUAUUUAAGAAAUAGAAAACAUUUUCCGUGUUUCUAUAGAGUUAUAGAAACACGCGUGAAAAUUUGGGAGAAACGAUAAAUUGCGUGGGAACACAAAGUGCGAGUGUUUCCACGCAAUUUCGAGUUUCUCCCAAACUUUCACAAGUGUUUCUAUAAACUCUAUAGAAACACGGAAAAAUGUUUUCUAUUUCCUUUAUUAAAUAG
This is a messenger RNA of Paramuricea clavata, 1600 nucleotides long. NCBI's taxonomy places the organism in Eukaryota, Metazoa, Cnidaria, Anthozoa, Malacalcyonacea, Plexauridae. The record is from the annotation of a GenBank genome assembly.